Thyridium curvatum is the source of this 2397-nucleotide messenger RNA. RefSeq lists its product as uncharacterized. Gene Ontology annotation, biological process: mRNA splicing, via spliceosome. The record is from RefSeq and is a predicted model, not a curated record. Gene Ontology annotation, molecular function: mRNA binding. The transcript has a single exon. Lineage: Eukaryota; Fungi; Ascomycota; Sordariomycetes; Thyridiales; Thyridiaceae. Gene Ontology annotation, cellular component: cytoplasmic stress granule. Bases 1 to 2397 code for a protein of 798 amino acids.
AUGCAAGAUCUUUCGGGCGCCGGUCAGUCUGGUCCAAACGCCGGUCCCGUCGGCCGCUAUCCGGGCCAUGCCUCCAAGCCCUCCAACAGCGACACUGGCUUCUCCCACGGCGCCUUCACCUCGAACGUCUCUGGCUUCGCUGACAGACACCCUCGCCGCGGAAAUAUCCCUUCGAUCAACACGCAGCCGCUGUCCCAGCAAGCCCCGCCCUCGAAUGCUGCAGACAUGACCAGCCCAGGCACAGCCUUCGACAUGCAGUUCACCCCUCUGCUUCCCUCCCAGCUACUCCUCGGCAGUCCUUUCCAGCCUGGCACUCCUGCGGCCUUCGCGAACUCGCAAUUCCAGGGUCAGCUCGGCUAUCAGCAGGGCCAGCAGCAGAACAACCCGCAACAGCAGAGCGGCAUGCAGAGCCCCAUCCAGCAGAACAUGUCUCCUCAGGCCUACCAGGCCAUCGUGUCGCCCUCGACCUACGGUGCCCCCCAGUUCUAUUCGCCACAGUCGCCCACGGGCGCCUACAAUAACUUGAAUGGCCAACUGCAGAUGCAGAUGCAGCCAACUUCGCCUGUGUCCCUGGGUGCUCCAGGCAUGGUCAGCGGCACUAGCCGCACGGUGUACCUGGGCAACAUCCCCCCAGACACAUCGGCUGAAGAGAUCCUUGGUCACGUUCGCAGCGGCCAGAUCGAGUCGGUGCGCCUGCUGCCCGACAAGAACUGCGCCUUCAUCUCCUUCUUGGACGCCAGCUCCGCUACUCAUUUCCACUCUGAUGCCAUCUUGAAAAAGCUCUGCAUCAAAGGCCAGGAUAUCAAGAUUGGCUGGGGCAAGCCGUCGCAGGUUCCGACAUCGGUCGCUGUUGCCGUUCAGCAGUCGGGCGCAUCUCGCAACGUGUAUUUGGGCAACCUGCCCGAAGAUAUUACAGACGAGGAGCUCCGUGAGGAUUUGGGCAAGUUCGGUGCCAUUGACACGGUCAAGAUUGUUCGCGAGAAGAACAUUGCCUUUGUUCAUUUCUUGUCGAUCGCCAACGCCAUCAAGGCUGUCUCUCAGCUGCCCCAGGAGGCCAAGUGGCAGACGCCUCGUCGCGUCUACUACGGCAAGGACCGAUGUGCCUAUGUUUCCAAGACGCAGCAGCAGAAUGCAGCACAAUAUCUUGGUAUUGCUCCGGGAUAUGCCCAUAUGCUGACCGGUGCGGAUCGCGAUCUCAUUUCCAAUGCCCUCGCCCAGCAGUCCGUCGCGGCCGCUGCAGUUGCCACGACCGCGGGUGGCAUCAACAACUUGGGCAACCGGACCAUCUACCUGGGCAACAUCCAUCCCGAGACCACAAUCGAGGAAAUUUGCAAUGUCGUCCGUGGUGGCCUCCUGCAUCACAUCCGAUACAUUCCCGACAAGCACAUCUGCUUUGUCACUUUCAUCGAUCCGACUGCGGCAGCUUCCUUCUACGCUCUGAGCAACCUCCAGGGUCUCAUGAUCCACAACAGGCGGCUCAAGAUUGGCUGGGGAAAGCACUCCGGUGCUCUGCCUCCCGCGAUCGCCCUCGCUGUCAGCGGCGGAGCCUCCCGAAAUGUUUAUAUCGGAAACCUGGAUGAGACGUGGACCGAGGAGAGGCUCAGGCAAGACUUCUCCGAGUUCGGCGAGAUUGAGCUGGUCAACACGCUGCGCGAGAAGAGCUGCGCCUUCGUGAAUUUUACCAACAUCGCCAAUGCUAUCAAGGCUAUCGAGGCCAUCCGCAGCAAGGAUGAGUACAAGAAGUUCAAGGUCAACUUUGGCAAGGACCGCUGCGGGAACCCGCCUCGUCAGCUCCAACAGUCUCAGCAGUCACCUCGCGGCGAGGUCCCAUCGCCUCCACCAAACGGUUCUUCGCAAAACGGGGGCUCGCCAACCAACGCGACUGCGCCCAGCCAGGGCAGCUUCAACGCAAACAGCAACCCUCUGACAAUGUACCUGAACCAUGUCUCCCAACAGGCCCAGCAGCAGCAACAGCAUCAGCAGCAAGCUCUUGUUGUCCAACAGCAAGCUCUGUUUGGUACCGCGGCCUCGUCGCCCAAUGACAUCACCCUCGAGGUUCCUCAGGGUCCGAUCUCGGGACACCAGCAGUCCGCCAGCAUCUCCAAUGGCUAUGUGACGAACGGCCCUCCUUCUUCGGGCUCUACCACUAUCGGAGGGCUUUUGGCUCCAGGUAAUCCAAGAGGCUCACACAACCGAGCGGUGAGUCUACCUGUUCUGGCCCCCGGCUUCGAGAACGGUGGUACCAGCCCCAACAACAUCCCCGGCAACCCGGCCAACAAUGACGGCGAGCGUCGCGGCCAUCAAUACCAGUCGAGCUUUGGCGGCAUGGGUAACGGCUUCGGACUUGCGAUCCAAGGCGGCCUCAAUGGCUGGGUCGAGGAAGAGGUUGCGAAUUAA